This is a messenger RNA of Saccharomyces paradoxus, 2196 nucleotides long. RefSeq names its product Rog3p (gene ROG3). Gene Ontology annotation, cellular component: cytoplasm; plasma membrane; cytosol. Gene Ontology annotation, biological process: ubiquitin-dependent endocytosis. Gene Ontology annotation, molecular function: ubiquitin protein ligase binding; protein-macromolecule adaptor activity. The transcript has a single exon. The record is from RefSeq and is a predicted model, not a curated record. NCBI's taxonomy places the organism in Eukaryota, Fungi, Ascomycota, Saccharomycetes, Saccharomycetales, Saccharomycetaceae. The coding region runs from base 1 to 2196 and encodes 731 amino acids.
AUGGGCUUCAGUAAUAGUAAAUCAACUAAAAAGCCUUUGCUUUUUGAUAUCAGGCUUAAAAAUGUUGAUAACGAUGUAAUACUACUCAAAGGCCCCCCACACGAGGCUCCCUCAGUGCUUUUGUCUGGUUGUAUGGUGUUAUCUAUCAAUGAACCCAUGCAAGUCAAAAGCAUAUCACUGAGACUUUACGGAAAGAUACAAAUAGACGUGCCAUUAGAAAGACCUCAGAACGCUAGUUCUUCGUCGUUGUCUUCAUCGCCGCCAAAGAUCAGAAAGUACAACAAAGUUUUUUAUAGUCACGCAUGGGAUAAUGUUAACCUAAAGGAAUAUCUUAGUGGUUUAAGAGGGCAAUCUGGUCUCGCAGGCAGUAGCUCAUCAAGUAAUAUCAUAGGAACCCGUCAAAGAGCUCAAUCCACAAGUUCCUUGAAGUCUUUAAAGGGAUCCUCCACACCACACUCAUGUACUCUAGAUAAGGGCAACUACGAAUUUCCCUUUAGUGCCAUUUUGCCUGGCUCGUUACCAGAGAGCGUAGAAUCUUUACCAAAUUGCUUCGUGACAUAUAGCAUGGAAUCUGUCAUUGAACGCAGCAAAAGCUAUAGUGAUUUGAUCUGUAGAAAAAACAUUAGAGUUCUGAGGACUAUUUCACCAGCUGCAGUGGAGUUAUCAGAAACUGUUUGUGUAGAUAACUCAUGGCCCAACAAAGUGGAUUAUUCUAUUUCAGUACCCAACAAAGCCGUAGCUAUUGGUUCAGCCACCCCUAUUAAUAUUUCUAUUGUACCUCUUUCGAAAGGUUUGAAAUUAGGCUCGAUCAAAGUCGUACUAUUUGAAAAUUAUCAAUACUGUGAUCCUUUUCCUCCGGUAAUCUCUGAAAAUAGGCAAGUGACAGAACUAACUCUUGAGAACCCCCUGAACGAGUCAUCUGAAGAAUUUGGUGGUAGUGAUUGCUAUGUAAAUAACCCUUUUUUUCAGCCUGAUCAUUCGUUUCAAGACAAAUGGGAGAUUGACACCAUCCUGCAAAUCCCGAACAGUUUAUCAAAUUGUGUUCAAGAUUGCGACGUCCGCUCCAACAUUAAGGUUCGCCAUAAGCUCAAAUUUUUCAUCAUACUAAUUAACACAGACGGUCAUAAAUCUGAGUUGAGAGCGUCUUUACCGAUUCAACUUUUUAUUUCGCCAUUUGUGGCACUUUCAAUCAAACCAUUGUCAUCUUCUAAUCUAUAUUCACUUUUUAGCACCACUAACCAAAAAGAUGAAAACUCAUCACAAGAAGAGGAAGAAGAAUAUCUGUUUUCUAGAUCAGCAUCUGUCACAGGGUUGGAAUUAUUGGCGGAUAUGCGUAACGGUGCUGUUCCUACGAUUUCUGACUUAAUGACACCUCCAAAUUACGAAAUGCAUGUAUAUGAUCGCCUUUAUAGCGGUUCUUUCAACCCCACGCCUGCUGAAACGUCUGGAAUCUGUACCCCUUUGGGAAGCGAAUGUUCGGCUACUGAGGAUCAGCAACAGGAUUUAGAAGAUUUGCGUAUACGGUUAACAAAAAUUAGAAACCAACAUGACAAUCUAGGGCUACCGGCAUCUGCCUCGUCUGCCGCCGUUUCCAGAUCGCUGUCCCCAUUACUAAACGUUCCGGGACAAGAGGAUGGGAUAGAGAGAAGCUCAUCUCAGAGUGCUCUUGGUCCUAACAACAGUUCAUUGCCGGGAGUACACAAUAACGUAUCACCUGUUUUGCUUUCCAGGUCACCAGCCCCAAGCGUGUCAGUACAUGAAAUAUUACCAGUACCUUCGGGCUUAAAUUAUCCGGAGACCCAAAACUUGAACAAGGUUCCAUCGUAUGGUAAGGCAAUGAAAUAUGACAUCAUUGGUGAAGACCUUCCUCCUUCCUACCCUUGUGCAAUACAAAAUGUGCAACCAAGAAAACCCAGCAGAGUACAUUCUAGGAACUCUUCGGCAACAUUGUCAUCUUCCAUACCAAAUAGCUUCCAUUCCUCUAGUUUUAUGAGUAACACUGCUUCCCCUAUCUCGAUAAUUAAUGGCUCUAGAAGUAGUUCUAGUGGUGUGUCUCUUAACACACUUAGUGAAUUAACUUCAAAAACUUCAAAUAAUCCAUCCAGUAAUAGUCUCAAAAGGUCACCCACAAGACGGAGGGCUAGUUCUUUAGCCGGAUUUAUGGGGGGGUUUCUAUCAAAGGGUAGCAAACGAUAG